Molecule: messenger RNA, 1054 nt
Organism: Notothenia coriiceps (black rockcod)
Lineage: Eukaryota; Metazoa; Chordata; Actinopteri; Perciformes; Nototheniidae
Exons: 2
Coding region: 105-719 (204 amino acids)
Source: RefSeq, a predicted model, not a curated record
CUGGGAACAACUUCCCAGGGAGCUCCUCUUGUGGUUGUGUGUUCUCCACUGAUGAAGAAAGUGCACCAACGGGGGAGCUGUGCUUCAUAGAUUCCUCAGGGAAUAUGGACAGGGAGAACUGCAGGGUAUUCCUCCUCCUGACCCACAGCUGUGCAGGUGGCCUCCCUCUGGGCAUUCUCCUCUGCCAGUCUGAGGAUGAGCAGACUAUUGCUCAAGGGCUGGAACAGCUAAAACAAGUUGUUGGAGAGAAGGGCUUUGCUGGCAGGGGACACGAAGGGCCACAACUGGUCAUCACAGAUGACUGUAGGGCAGAGAGGGAAGCUCUGGGAAAAGCAUUUCCUAAGGCCACACUUCUCCUGUGCUCCUUCCAUCUGCUACAAGCAGUUUGGAGGUGGCUGUGGAGCAAGGAGAGUGGGGUCACUCACGGAGACAGACCGGCACUUUUUGCCAUUGUAAAAGAGAUGCUUUACUGUCAGGAGAUAGGCAGUGUGGAUAGGCUUUACAGCGAGGCAAGAGGGCAUCCAGUUGCAGCCAGUUCCUCAGGUACUUGGACCGGCUGUACGCCAGAAGAGAGUGUUGGGCCCUCAGUUAUAGAGGCAGUUUCCUCACCAGAGGAAAUAAUACCAACAAUUUUGCAGAAGCGGCAAUGCGUGUCCUCAAGUACAAAAUACUGCAGAGGACAAAGGCCUUCAACCUUCCUCAGCUGUUUGAUCUCCUGACUUCGAGGCUGGAGACCUAUUAUGAGGCACGCAUCGUUGAUGUUGCCCUUGGACGCUGGGAAUCAUUCCAAUAACGAUAGACGCUUCCCGGGUAGCAGUUCUCUUCCCUCCCUUCAAUCUAACCCUUCCCUUCCCCCCAUCCUAACCCUAACCACUCCCUACCUUUUUACCUAAUCCUCCUUCCUCCCUCCCAAACCUAAACCCCAAAACCUCUCCUCCUGUCGUGUAGUGUCGUCAAUUCGCUUUUAACGGUAGUGCCUCUCAGCCACCGUAGUGUCGUGUCAGGUGGGCGUGUCGUGUAGUGUCAUGUAGUGUCCGCGGCCGCAGCUAGACCA